Pisolithus orientalis is the source of this 559-nucleotide messenger RNA. RefSeq lists its product as uncharacterized. The coding region runs from base 78 to 350 and encodes 90 amino acids. The transcript is spliced from 2 exons. The record is from RefSeq and is a predicted model, not a curated record. NCBI's taxonomy places the organism in Eukaryota, Fungi, Basidiomycota, Agaricomycetes, Boletales, Pisolithaceae.
CCUCUCUUUCCUCUUUGGUCACAAACCACCACCGAUACCGUCCACACAGUGAAAAGGAAGAAAACGAGCAACACAGGAUGGCACUCCUCACUACGAUUGCUGGAUUUUCUUUCUUUGGGCUCGCCUCGAGGUUUGGGCAGCUUGCCAUACAGAAACGCAACCUAAUGGACAACCUCGGCGGACAUUUCGUCGCAAUGGCCGCAUUCGGUUAUGCGGGCUACUGGGCCCAUGUGUUCGAAACGCGUAGCGGAGAGUAUCUCGCCAUGAAACGUGCAGAAAUUGCAGAGCGGAGAGAACGCAGGCUUGAAGCACGGGAAGAGGCAGUUGCAACAGGGGUUCUUCCGGCAUAACGGAGCCAAUAAUCGAGACAUCUGCAUCAUUCUCGAGAAUGUCAUUAGUUAGGUGUGUAAGAUGCUUCCAUUGAACGCUGUUAACAUUGAUAGGGCGUUGUCAGAUAUACCCUAUGUAUUUGGGUAGUGGUUUGCCAACACGAUCGGCUCCAUUCUUUUGGGAACUCAUCGAACAUUGUGUGAUAUGAGCUUGGAGGUUUGUUGUUGGA